This is a messenger RNA of Cylicocyclus nassatus, 897 nucleotides long. The record is from the annotation of a GenBank genome assembly. Lineage: Eukaryota; Metazoa; Nematoda; Chromadorea; Rhabditida; Strongylidae.
AUGUCCACUACAGCUCUUUAUCUUACACUAGCAUGCGCCGGUUGUGUAUGUUUUGGAGCAGUAUUUUCUGUGAUCUCCUUGAUUCUCGACAUCGGACAAUUUCGAGAAGAUCUACUAAAAAGUUCGGAUGAAUAUAAGGUUCUGUCUGGGCAAGUGUGGAAAGACAUAGUGGUUGAGGUGGAUACGAGCGCAAGGGCUAAGAGGAAGGCGCACAUCGCUAUGGCUCGUCUCCAGUCAUCCAAAUUUAACUGCCCAGCUGGACCAGCUGGCCCGCCUGGUAGCCCUGGACAAAGCGGAGAGGAUGGGUCACCGGGUGUGCCCGGGAAGAGAGGAUCUGAUGGAAUGGCGAUUGCAGCUCGGAAUCAGUUUACAGUUGGUUGUAUACCUUGUCCUCAGGGUCCAGAAGGCCCUCAUGGACCACCUGGACCUGCGGGACAUCCUGGAACGCCUGGAGUUGGAGGAUACAUUGGAAUGAAAGGAAGGAAUGGAAUGACUGGGGCACCGGGUCCCCGAGGUGACAUGGGUACGCCAGGUACCCCUGGUCUUCCGGGUAUGCAUGGCAGAAAUGGAGAUACUGGCUACAGAGGUCGAGGAAAGCCAGGCAAACGAGGUGUAGCCGGACCUCCAGGUGGCUAUGGUGCUAUGGGCAUGAAAGGAAUGGAUGGAAUCAGAGGACGUCCCGGUCAGAUGGGAAUACCAGGUAUGCCUGGAAACCCCGGCAUGAAGGGUAUGGAGGGCAUCAGCGGUAUGCCUGGGGCCCCAGGCCUACCUGGAGGAGAUGCAAGCUACUGCCCUUGCCCGAAACGAAACCAAUUUGUUGAGUCUGCUAAUCCCUACGAGAUGAGCAGUAGCGCGAAAUUUGUAGGCCCCAAAAGCAAAAAAGGAUCAAAAGGAUAA